AUGCAUUUCCAUUCAAAUGAUGUUCCAUUAUAUGCGAUUUACAUGAUGCAUUCAAUUUUGUUAUUGGUUUUGGCAUUGAUUUGGAUGAUAUUCUAUCGCGACCAGCCUCAAUACCAUCCCUGGGUUAGUGGAAUUGAACUCAAUAAACUAGUUGCCGGAAAAGUUCAGGAAUGGAAAUCAAAUUCACGAACUCCCACAAAAACUCUUCCAACAUUGUUCCGUUCUCUGUCUGCGUGGUCAAUUUGGCUCAGUACAUUCAUUUUGUUCCUUUGCACCGCCUUUUUCGUUACUUACACACCAUCACUCCUGAGCGCUCAUGAGUUGUUCUUUGUCGAUUACCUUGGAAUCUAUUCAAUGUUGCCGUUCAUUCUUCUGCCCGCUUCAUGUCUCAUUUCUGCAAUUAUCUCUCACUUCUUUGCCCAAUCGACUAAAUGUGUUCGAAUUUUCAAUUCGAUCGGAUUUGCAUUUGUUGCAGUUUUCAUUCUCGUUUUCCCAAUUAUGGCGUAUUUGGGAACUGAAAAUGCACCACUUUAUAUUCUUUCGCUAACAAUGAUGCCGUUUGGUUUGUCAAUGGUCGGCGGAUUUUUACGUAGUUUAACUAUUGUUGGAAGAGCCUACGCAAAAGAGAUCGUGUCGUUUUCGGCAGUAUCGUUUGGAGCUGCAUUCAUUAUCAUACCGAUUAUUGUCACAUUCGUUGUGAACGAAAAUAAAUUGGCAGACUGGAUGCGAAUUUUCUUCUUUCUCGCUUUUGCAUUACUCAUUGCCACUGUUGAAUUUGCUGUUUUUGGAAGAGGAAGAUCACCGUCAUGGGCUGAAUCGUCUUGGGAUCCAUUGGUUGCUUCGACUAAAAUGCAAUCAUUGGCACUUAUUGAUUUUAAUCACGACGAAUGCGGGCUUUACGAGUUGAGACGUAAUUUAAUGCUGCGUUACCAAGCAUCCAUAUAUGGCGAUUCUUUUGAAAACAGCGAAGUUGAUAAUUAUCAUUCAAUGGCACAGCCGUCAACUAUCGCUUCGUCAAAUGGACUGCGAGGGCAGCAGGGUAGGGUUAUAAGGAGACAACCUGUAACUACAUAUAAGAGCUUAACAACAUGCAGAUACCACACCACAACAGCUUCUUCCUCAAAAAUAUGCGGAGAUUCGAAUUCUAGCGGUCCGAAAUACGUCCUUCGGAUGCCAAAAACCGAAACGAACAAAUACGACGAAAACAGACCAAAUGUGUAUGUUCCAGCAUUUGAACCUCUGAAACCCCAAUACACCACGGUGCCUGCAUGCAUGUCCAUGGGAGGUGAAUACGUUUACGAAGAAGAAGUUGAAGUUGAAGAAGAUUCAAACGAAUCAACUUGCGGCCUCUCUCUAAACGAUAGGGAGAAUUUAUCCAACAAUGAAGGAUUCAAUUCUUCGCCAAUUGCUUCAGAUCUGGUAGUUCCCAAAGACGAAGACGACAGUGCGUAUCUGAAAUCAUCGGGACCUCUGAUUCUGUCUACGCCUACAUCCAGUUCUUCAUCGACAUCGACGCCUGUAACUCUGAGCAACACAAGUAAAUUGAUGUCGAUGCGGAAUCGAUUACAGCCAACACGAUUUUCAUGUCCGCAAGCGGAUUGUUUUUGGCGUGGUCCUACCGAUCUAGCCCUUCGGAAACACAUGCAAAUGCACGGAAAACAGCCGUUGAUGUAUCAGGGAGCAAAAAGUGGCGGGGACCCGAUGAAAGUUCAACUCGUGCAACCAAAACCUAAAGGUGUCAAAUGCAGUGAAUGCGACACUUUCGCGUAUUCACGUCCACUGCUUCUUCGCCAUAUGCAUGAUGCUCAUGGAAUCGAGGCUCCACUUAUUCGCCGAACAUUCCCUAACAGAGAGAUGCUUCAGUCGUGGCUGGAUUCACUUCGAGAAACUCAUGCUGUCGAAUUUGUUGUAUCUUCAGGGUCUAAAAAAUGGGGAAGAGGUCUUCAGGUUCACUACUUGACGUGUUCUAGAAGUGGAGAUCAGAAAGAAAGACCAAAUAAGAAGUAUGUGAGACCACCGAGACCAUCUAUCAAAUGUGGAAGAAAUUGUAUGGCUUAUUUAAAGAUCAAACAGAAUCCAACAGUUUCAGAAUUGCAAAUUGAGGGUUGUCUUCAUCAUAGUGGACAUGAAAUUGAUCACACUCGAAUGAUACUGGAACCAAAUGAGCUUUCAAGUAUUGGAUGUAUUGUUGAAAUGAUGAACGAGGGCAGCGAUAUUCUCAGAAAUGCGGAACUUAUGAGAAGUUUUUUGGGUUCUUCUGGUAGAUUCCGUUUAGUCACCGAUAGAGGUUUGAUUGACCAAAUGCCUAUUUGGGUCGACCAGAAAGUGAAACGAGAGAUCGAAGAUGAAGAUGCAUUGGCGGCUGAAAACUUACUUAAAGACGACAUUGAUGAAACGAAAAAUAGUGAUAUUUUCGAAAAUCCGAUGAUAGAUGAUAACAUUCUUUGCGACGGUGAAGAUUUUUCUGGAAUAUCUUCUGUUGACGGCCUCCUAUCUGCAAAUCUGGAAGAAUAUUUUGCCGAGGACUUCAGCAAUUUUGAUUUCAAUGCAGAUUUUCUAAACUCAAUGGAUGACGCAGAUUUCAGCAAACUUCUUGAUUUCGACACAAACAAUUGA
Messenger RNA from Caenorhabditis bovis, 2616 nucleotides. Lineage: Eukaryota; Metazoa; Nematoda; Chromadorea; Rhabditida; Rhabditidae. The record is from the annotation of a GenBank genome assembly.